Molecule: messenger RNA, 568 nt
Organism: Solanum tuberosum (potato)
Lineage: Eukaryota; Viridiplantae; Streptophyta; Magnoliopsida; Solanales; Solanaceae
Exons: 3
Coding region: 1-495 (164 amino acids)
Source: RefSeq, a predicted model, not a curated record
AUGGAAAAAGGCAAGAGUAUCGAUGUAAAGCUGACUGAAGAGGAUUUGAGGAUGGAAUUGCAGCGGCUCAGACAGGAGAUUCAAGAAACCAGAGAAAUGAGAAUAGAAGUGCAAAGGGCGUUUAUCAAAUUAUUCAUUGAUAGGAAUAAUCGGAAAUCUCGGACAAAGGCCUUCAAAAUUGCUGUUUCUCAACCAGGGGUGGAAUCAGCAGCUAUAAAGGAAGGUGAAGAUUUCCAAUUAGAAGUAGUGGGAGACAUUGACGCAGUAGAUCUUACGAACUGCCUCAGGAAGAAAUUGGGCCACGCUCAGCUACUGAGCGUUGGCCCUGUUGUCGUUGUUACUGAUAGUGACAACGACAACGACAACGACAACUUGGGAGGGGGUACAGGUUUCGAUGCAAAUCCGCAACCCCAUAGUUACCCAUAUUUUGGCGUACCUCAAUACCAAGUUUAUGAAGUUAGCGACCCGAACCCGGAAUGUUGCUCCAUUAUGUGAAAUGUUAAUUACUUGGAUUAUAUUGCAUGAAAUGUAACGGUCUAUAUGUCGGAGCAAAUUAAUCAAUCGAUGA